This is a messenger RNA of Entamoeba invadens IP1, 711 nucleotides long. RefSeq names its product Tropomyosin alpha-1 chain, putative. Bases 1 to 711 code for a protein of 236 amino acids. The record is from RefSeq and is a predicted model, not a curated record. The transcript is spliced from 3 exons. NCBI's taxonomy places the organism in Eukaryota, Evosea, Mastigamoebida, Endamoebidae.
AUGGCAUUGGACGACAAAACCGAGGAUGAGAAGACUGCUGCGGAUCAAUCUGAUAGAAGAAAGAAGAUGGAAGACCAGUCAAAACAUUCAAUGCACAAACAGAAUGCUGACAAUACAGAUGCUGCAAGAAAGGCUGCUGAUAGCAAAUUACAGGAAGCGAAUGACUUGACGGUCCAAGUUGACAAGGCACAGAAACAACUUGACACCGCAAAAGAUGACAAAGAUGGCAACGAAGCAAUGAAACAGAAAUACCAAGACGAACUGAAGAGUGUUAGAACUGAACUUGAUCAAGAAAAGAAAGACCACACUAAGACCCAAUUGAUUAAAGGAAAGUACGAGAAAGAUAUCGCUGAAAUCACAGUCAGAGCUGUAACUCUUGAGAAGAACGUCCAGAUGGCUGAAAAAGAGAAGUUCAAGACUAUGAGAGAUUAUAAGACUGCUUCUGAAGAAUUGAUGAGAACAAAGACGGAACACAACGAAAAACAAGACAAAUGCGACAAACUUGAAGACGAUAUGUCUGAGAUGAAGACUGAAUUGAAAGCCCUCGAACAAGCUGCAAAGACUUAUAAACAGUCGAAGAACACUUACGAGAAGAAAUUGACUGAGUUGAAUGAGCAACUUGAUCUUGAAAGAAUAACUGCCCAACAAGCUAAAACACAGAAGAAAAAAUACGCAGACAAAAUAGUUAAUAUUAUAUAUUGUCAAUUGUAA